AAAAACCCUAAUUCUCCUCCAGAGAAGAGAACCUCUCUCGCCGACACCGAUUGAGUUUUGUGGAACUGAGCGAUGACUACGUUAUCACAGAACGCUCCAACGAGCAAACCUAGAAGAGAAGAGACCGAAGAUGACGACGUUAGGGCAAAGAGAAGGAAGAUGGAGGAGGAGAAGCAACGAGCUUCGGAGCAGGUCGAAAUGAAAAAGCUUGAGAAUUUGUUGUUUGGGUCUCUUUACAACCCUGUUUCGUUUGGUGAGAAAGAAGGACACGUGGAAGCAGAUGAUGGGUCUGAUUUGUUUCGUGUAGACCGUUCUGCUGUGAGUCAGAGUCUAGUUUCUGAAGAUGAUGAUGAUGAAGGAGUUUCUGAUGAUGAGAGAGUUAUUAAGAAGGGAGGAGAAGCUGCUUGGGAAGAUGAAGAGGAGAAGGAGAUUAAUAUUAACAUAGCUGGUGUUAACCGUUUGAGGAAGCUGAGGAAAGAGGAGGGUGAAGGGUUGAUCUCUGGUUCUGAGUAUAUUGCUAGGCUGAGAGCUCAUCAUGCUAAGCUUAACCCUGGAACAGAUUGGGCUAGGACUGAUUCUCAGAUCAUUGAUAGAGACUCUUCAGAUGAUGAGGAACGUGAUGAUGAUGAUGAUGAUGUACUGAAAACAAAUGAAGAUCUUGUGGUGAAGUCUGGUGGUUCCAAGCUGUGUUCUGGUGUUCUUGAGUAUUCUAAACACGUGGAUGCUAAUAUAGCUGAUCCUUCAAACGGUCCUAUUAACUCUGUUCAGUUCCAUCAGAACGCUCAGCUGCUUCUCACUGCAGGGUUAGAUAGGAGGUUGAGGUUUUUCCAGAUUGAUGGGAAGAGGAACACUAAGAUACAGAGUAUUUAUCUAGAGGAUUGUCCUAUUCGGAAAGCUGCUUUCUUGCCUAAUGGCUCUCAGGUUAUUGUGUCAGGGAGGAGGAAGUUUUUUUACAGCUUUGAUUUGGAGCAUGCAAAGUUUGAUAAGAUUGGUCCAUUGGUUGGUAGAGAGGAGAAAAGCUUGGAGCGUUUUGAGGUGUCACAAGACUCUAAGACCAUAGCCUUCAUGGGUAACGAAGGUUAUAUAUUGCUUGUGUCCACAAAAACCAAAGAGCUUACGGGGACCUUGAAGAUGAACGGUUCUGUGAGGUCUUUAGCGUUCAGUGAUGAUGGGAAGCAGCUGCUGAGCUCAGGAGGGGACGGACAAGUCUACGUAUGGGAUCUGAGAACAAUGAAGUGUUUAUACAAAGGUGUGGAUGAAGGAAGCACUUGUGGAACUUCGCUUUGCAGUUCACCAAACGGAGCUUUGUUUGCCUCUGGGACAGAUAGUGGGAUUGUGAACAUUUACAAGAAAGCUGAGUUUUUAGGAGGUAAAAGAAAGCCGAUAAAGACAGUGGACAAUCUCACUUCCAAGAUUGAUUUCAUGAAGUUUAACCAUGAUGGUCAGAUUCUAGCUGUAAUCUCAAGGAUGAAUAAAAACAGUGUAAAGCUGGUCCAUGUUCCGUCUCUAACCGUCUUCUCAAACUGGCCACCGCCAAAGAGUACGAUGCAUUACCCUCGCUGCUUGGACUUCAGCCCCGGAAGUGGCUUCAUGGCUAUGGGUAACGCUCAAGGAAAAGUUUUGCUUUACAAACUGAAUCAUUACAUGAAUGCUUGAAGUGUCUGUCCUUGGCGAGGGCAGUUUUUGAGAAUGUUGUGUGUUCUUGCGUUGUCUCAUUUUCACUUCUGUUAUCAGUUAUAUCGUUUUAACAUUUUUCCAUCAAUGGAAUAUUUUCUUUUAUGAUAAUUGGUACCUGAGUGGGGCAAUUCAAUAUCGAUACUGUUUUAGUAUCUAAAGUAAAUGCAAGAGAAGAUGAAUAUGUCGAUUCUCAUAAG
Messenger RNA from Eruca vesicaria subsp. sativa (arugula), 1874 nucleotides. The record is from the annotation of a GenBank genome assembly. NCBI's taxonomy places the organism in Eukaryota, Viridiplantae, Streptophyta, Magnoliopsida, Brassicales, Brassicaceae.